AGACCUCAGUGCUGCCGGUAUGAACGUUGUACUACACUGACGGUACAUACCGAAAUUCAGUGUCUCCGGUAAAAAAAUAAUUAAAUAAAAUUUAAAAAAUGAUCAAAAACCAAUUGCUUAAAUAUCUGCAAUAUAGUGAACAAUAAAGAGCACUAUAGCGGGGGUUAACUGUUUAUACACAUUUUUAAUUUGUAUGUGUGUUUCAGAACUUUUUGGUCGGCCCGACAAAACAUUGGAGAGGACGGGCAGGACAGGUUCAGAGCAUGAGGGGAGCAGCUGGGGGGAAAGAGGAGCCAUGGGCCUCCUGGAGCUCCUUUGUCUGCUGCUCUAUGCGGCUGUCGACAAUGCCAGCGGCGAGGUGCUCCCGGUGCUGACGGACCAAAACACAGAGCUUCUAACGAAACCUUUGUUCAGAGGACCAACAGCGGAUGCGAAGGGAGACGAGGUGAAGAAGCUCUGCGGUAUUGAGUGUCAAACAGGCCUACCGCCCUUAAACCCGAGCGACCAAGAGCGGAUUCUGGGAUACGAGACGAUGUACGACAACGGCACGUGCACGCGCACCGAUGUCAGACUGCGGGGUUUGAACACGACAGGACCGGCUCCCUACGUUUCGUUACCGACUCGCAGGAAGCGUCAGGUUUACGGCGCGGACGGUCGCUUCGUGAUCUGCGACUGGCAGUUCAUCACCAGCUACCCUUUCGCCACUGCCGUGCGCCUGUCCACGGGCUGCUCCGGGGUCCUGGUCUCGCCCAAACACGUGCUGACGGCGGCUAACUGCGUCCAUGACGGUCGCUACUACCUGGAGAGCGUCAAAGGCCUAAAAGUAGGAGUGCUACAACUCAAAAAUCAAAGAGGGAGGAGGAGGAGGAGGUGGCAGAGAGCUGCAAGGAAAAGAAAACAGCAAAAAGGAGAGCCUUUGGAGGAUGGAGAGAAGAAUAGAAUUGAUGGAGAACUAGCAAGAGACAGGAAGACGUGGGGGGUGGGAGUUAGACGCCUGAGGAGGCAGCCUGGCUUUCGCUGGAUACGAGUCAAACAAACGCGCAUCCCUCAAGGCUGGAUCCGCUCCGAGAACUCCACCGCCUCCCUGGCCGCAGACUACGACUACGCCCUCCUGGAACUCAGACGAGCCGUCAAACUGAAGAAGUUCAUGGAGAUCGGCGUGGCGCCCCGCACCUUCCUCCCGGCGCGGAUCCAUUUCUCAGGCUACGACCACGACAAAAGCUUGCUGACUACCCUCGGGGGAGAGCAGGUGGUCUACCGCUUUUGCUCGGUGGAGAAGGAGUCUGACGAUUUGAUGUACCAGCAUUGUGAUGCUCGGCCGGGAGCCACCGGGGCGGGGGUUUACGUCCGUCUGAGACGAGAGGACGGACGGGAGGGCGGGAAAGGGAAGUGGCAGCGGCGAGUGAUCGCGGUGUUCUCGGGUCAUCGGUGGGUGGAAGUCGGGGAUGGUGAGCAGAGAGAAUUUAACGUGGCGGUGAGGAUCACUCCUGCCAAAUAUGCGCAAAUGUGCCACUGGAUCCAUGGAGACCCCAGUCACUGCAAGACUCUUUGAACUACAUUUUAUGAAGCUUUAACUUUCAAACUUCUGUCCAACUGCGGUAUUGUGCAAAAGGCUCAGGCCACUAAGGGUGCUUUCACAAUAACAGCUUGCUUUUGUCUGGAC
Phyllopteryx taeniolatus (common seadragon) is the source of this 1663-nucleotide messenger RNA. Its product is annotated as inactive serine protease 35-like. Bases 194 to 1552 code for a protein of 452 amino acids. The transcript is spliced from 2 exons. Gene Ontology annotation, biological process: proteolysis. The record is from RefSeq and is a predicted model, not a curated record. Lineage: Eukaryota; Metazoa; Chordata; Actinopteri; Syngnathiformes; Syngnathidae. Gene Ontology annotation, molecular function: serine-type endopeptidase activity.